AUGGCUCUUACCGGUAGCUGCAUGUGUGGUGCUAUCGCAUACAAGAGCACCAGCGAACCUGAUCUUACCGCUCUCUGCCAUUGCACCGAUUGCCAGAAGUGGACCGGCGGCGCCUUUACUUCCAACGUCGUGAUCCCCGAGGAUGCCUUCAGCAUCACCAAGGGGUCUCCUAAGCAGUACGACGUCACUGGCGCCUCAGGCAAGCUCAACCAUCACUUCUUCUGUGGUGAUUGCGGCUCCAGCCUGUACACUCGCCUCGACAUAAUGGAAGGCAAGAUCAUCAUCAAGGCUGGUGGUCUUGACGAGGGCAAGGCCAACCUCGAUAACAAGGUUGCUGUUGAGUUCUACUGCCGUGAUCGUGUUAGCUACAUCCAGGCUGCUGAGGGUGCCAAGCAGGAGCAUCUGUUCGGUUAA
Fusarium sp. VM40 is the source of this 414-nucleotide messenger RNA. Lineage: Eukaryota; Fungi; Ascomycota; Sordariomycetes; Hypocreales; Nectriaceae. The record is from the annotation of a GenBank genome assembly.